AUGGCUGCUGCAACUCUUGUCUCCGUGCUCUUGUCCGCCCUGGUGGCCUGCUGCUAUGCAGGGGAGACAACCGUGACUCACAAGGUGUACUUUGACAUCGCUAGGGGGCAGUCUGCUGGACGGAUUGUGUUCGGUCUGUUUGGAGAGACUGCUCCUAAGACGGUGGACAACUUCUUCACCCUAUCCACUGGCAGUCUCGGGUUUGGUUACCAAGGCAGCAGCUUCCAUAGGGUCAUCAAGGACUUCAUGAUUCAAGGAGGCGACUACGACAAGAAAGACGGCUCCGGCAUCAAGAGCAUCUUCGGGGGCUACUUCGACGACGAGAGAUUCACCCUGAAGCACUAUGGCCCAGGCUGGCUCAGCAUGGCUAAUGCCGGUCGCAACACAAAUGGCUGCCAGUUCUUCGUCACCUGCAAGGCUACCCCCUGGCUGGAUGGUAAACACGUAGUCUUCGGGAAGGUUCUGGACGGUAUGGACGUUGUGGAGGAGGUCUCCAGCGUGGAAACCGACGACAACGACCACCCGUUGAAAUCCAUCAUAAUAACAGAGUCCGGAGAGAUCGCACUUGGUGAACGAUUUGAUGUAUCUACCACGUACCAUGCUGCUUAGGAUGUCGAUGGGGUUGAAAUCUUCCACUAUUGGAAUUUGUGUUCAUGUAAACGCUUAAAGAUGUAAAGAUUGUGGUUGGAAAAUAAUAUGGCAAGUUUCGAACUGUUUAUGGCGAUGUUUAAAAGUCCGGCCAAUAAUUUAGACUAAGGUGAAGGUCACAGAGGCCGCCAUUACAAAACUAUAAGCUCUCAUCAUCACGCAUUCAAUUGAAUAUGCUUUAUUAUUAGAUUAGCCAAAUUUAUGACGAAAUCAAAACAUAGGUAAACUUUAUAAUAGUGUUUGUUAAAAUAAUCUGAAUUUGUUGCGAAAAUAUUUGGUGCUAUUUACGUCAUCGGUGACACCGGAGAGUAUCUAUUUUACCAGCCUCGAUUAUCCAGCGACAGGAAGUAAUGCCAUACUGGAUAGUCGAAGAUACUUUUUGACAGGAAAUGAUCAUGUUUGGAAUUGUCUGGAGUUAAUAUGUGUGUGUGUGUCUUGUGAGAGAGAGAGAGAGAGGCGAUGUAUUUGAAGGCUGUGUAUCUACAUUUAUUCAUCAUUAAGAUGUAUGAUCUGUGUCUGGGAGCAUGUGUACCAUUGUUGUUGAGAUAUAUGGGGGAUCAAAGGGAUAACGCGUUUGGAAUUGAAACAUUCCCAUUUUAGUCACCCAAAUCUUCGUAUGUUCGAUUGUUUCAUAACUCCAGGCACUAGGAGAAGGUCCUGUAAAAUAACAACGCAGGGCCUAGAUUUUCGAAGCUCUCUUAGCGCUAAGAUAGCCGUAUGUGCCAUACAUUAACUUACGUUUAUCUUAGCGCUACGAGAGCUCCGAAAAUCUAGGCCCUGGAAGGUAACUUAUGGUUUUAAUGAUAAUAACGGCAAGAUGUUUUAUUGAUGAUAACGCUUUCAUCACAUUUGAUGGCCGUUUCUGUGUCGUUUCAAAACCGUCUCACGCAACGGUAAGAAUCUAUUCGGAAACGUCGUAUCACGCGAUAAAGAGGUUGAUGAAAAGGAAUGGUUUACAUAAAGGGGUCGAAAUAUGGCCGAUGCCGUUCACUGCAGCCACAGUGCCCUUCGUCACCACACGUCUCUAUUCGGAGAGUACUCGGCAAAGCCCGGAAUGGUACGAAGUAUAACUGCGAAAAGAGCCGUAGUGAAGAAUGUUUACACAAAUCAAAUCCGUCCUAUAAAGUUCUUUAUUGAUUUGUUAGGAUUUCAAAUAUUUUAUAAAUGACCAGUAAUCUAAUAACGAUAAUAAAUGCUAUUCACAAUGUAUACUACUCAAACUUUGCUAAGGAUCACAAACAUUCGCAACUUUACUUAAAAGUAGAUUUAUAAUUUGAACUUAUAUCCAUUUAAAACUGGAUAAAUAACGAUAUGGUAACA
Messenger RNA from Haliotis rubra (blacklip abalone), 1968 nucleotides. RefSeq names its product peptidyl-prolyl cis-trans isomerase B-like. Gene Ontology annotation, molecular function: peptidyl-prolyl cis-trans isomerase activity. Lineage: Eukaryota; Metazoa; Mollusca; Gastropoda; Lepetellida; Haliotidae. The record is from RefSeq and is a predicted model, not a curated record. Gene Ontology annotation, cellular component: intracellular membrane-bounded organelle. Gene Ontology annotation, biological process: protein peptidyl-prolyl isomerization; protein folding.